Messenger RNA from Exophiala dermatitidis NIH/UT8656, 3080 nucleotides. RefSeq lists its product as uncharacterized. Lineage: Eukaryota; Fungi; Ascomycota; Eurotiomycetes; Chaetothyriales; Herpotrichiellaceae. The transcript has 2 exons. The record is from RefSeq and is a predicted model, not a curated record. Gene Ontology annotation, molecular function: DNA-binding transcription factor activity. The coding region runs from base 841 to 2394 and encodes 517 amino acids.
CAGUAGUCGAGGUUGAGGUCGAGGGUGCGUGCCAGUCACGGUGAAGCUGAAGGCUGCAACUCUCCCCCUCCCGCAGCCUUACAGGCUAAAAGCCUUGUCCACCUGUUGCAGCCCCUUCAAGUUCAGUUCAAGCCUUCGCUCUCUUCUCUCGCUCUUCUGCUCCAACCUUGCAGUGCCUUACCAUCGCACGCAAAACUCGUCCCCUCCUCUUCUACUCUUCUUUUCCUUUUCUUUUCUCUCCGUCGUCUUCAUCCCCAUCUCUCACACUUCCUCUACGACAGUGCAUUUGGCCGAAAACAAUUUCUGCGCGUUGCACACUUCCGCCGCCGCCGUUUCUAGCCGCUCCUCUUAUCGGAGCCUUCUCUCGGCCUCCACACACAUACGCGCACAAGCACACGCACCAUUGCACCAGGCCACGCACUAGGCUUAUCCGACGAAUUUAUUUCCGUCUUGUAAUUUCGAGUCCAACUCUCAUUCUUACUCAAAUCUCAGCGAGUCACGCCGUGUCGCGUUGAAGUGAGAGGGGAAGAAGUUGCAGCAAGUUUGUUCCUCGAAGCCUUGUCGCCACACAGUCUGCUACCAGCGCAUUGCAUUGCCGCUACUGAUUACCAAAAUUCUCCUUUUGGAUUCAGACGCUGCCCCCUCCGUUACCACCACGGCUGCCAUAGGGAGCAUGCUCGGUCCCUUUUGGCCUGUAGCUAAUUGAGCUUCAUAUCCUUGCCGGUCUAUCGCAUCGUGGCCUUGUCUGGCUCACGCCGAACUCCGCACGCUCACUCAACGCUCACCCACCCAGCCUAGAAACCAAGCCCCAAACGCCACCCACCAUUCUUGUCAGCCACCAUGGCAACAACAGAGUCCAGCAUCAACCUCACCCCCGCGUCUCUCAGAGGCAGUCCUUCGGACCGCAUCAUCAAACCGCGACCUCGAAAGGAUUCGCUGCAAUCCAUCUCAGGUUCCGAUACUCAUCCUGGGCGGGUGGUGAAGCCUCGCGCUCGAAAAUCGCCCGGGUCUGGGGCUAAGCGAUCCGAGCCGGCCAAACGCAAAUUUAUUUGUUCAUUCUCUCAUUAUGGCUGUGAUGUCGCCUUGAGUUCCAAAAACGAAUGGAAGCGCCAUGUUUCGAUUCAACACCUGCAGCUAGGGUUUUAUCGCUGCGACGUGGGAUCCUGCAACCCCGACUUAAAUCCUAAUGUUCCGGGUCACAAACGUGUCUAUAAUGACUUUAACCGAAAGGAUCUCUUCACGCAGCAUCAUCGACGCAUGCACAAACCUGAAACAGGGCCUGGCUCGGCUCCAUUCUCCCCGAGCAAUCCGGAUCCCAAGGACUGGAGGGCCUUUGAAGAUAGCCUCGAAGAAGUUCGAAAUCGGUGCUGGGUGGAGAAGCGGAAACCUCCUCAGCGAAGCACCUGUGGAUUCUGUGGCCGAGUCUUCGAGGGUGAAGGGAGCUGGAAUGAACGUAUGGAGCAUGUCGGCGGUCACUUCUCCCGUGACAUUGUGGAGGCCAAAGAGGAACGAGAGGAUGAGGAUCUCACCAACUGGGCUCUGCAAGAGGGCAUCAUCAAAGACGGCGGCAACGGUCGCCAUGUGCUCGUGGACCAACCACCGGCCUCCGGGGAGCGGCCAUAUCUGGCUCGAGGAGACCGCGAUGUCAUCAUGGCCGACGCGCCCAGUUCUGAUGGAUUUUCUCGCGAUCCAGAUCAAUCCCCAUCGCUGAGCGCAUCAUCACGCAGACCGGAAUCGGAGAGAGGAGACUAUUACCAAAAACUGGACAGCCCCCAGGAGUCACGUCGCCUCAGCAAUGCAUUCCCUCCAAGCACCAAUGGCACUCCGCGGGCGCCAUCCGUGCCAUUGCUCCAGGCCACACCGGCUGGCUUGGGGGCGGGACAAGCAAUUGCUCCUGCUCCUCCGAAUGCUUCCACGACGCCGACUCUGGCACCGGCUCCCUCGCCUAGGGCGAGCCAGGCGCAACUCCCGCCUCCUCCUACCACUCCUUCUGAGAAGAAGAACUACAAUCUUGCGCCACCGCCUCUUUCAAAGACUCGUCGAUCACCUGGAUCUGCUUCUCAGGAAGACUCCGAGAGUGGCGACCGACUUGAAGACCUCAUCAACCAAUUGAUCCGGCCCAAACCGCCCAAGACACACCGGCGACUGACAUGGAAAUGCGACUGCAAUAUGGAAAUGUCUGUUAACCUCGACGAUGCUGACAAGCAGGCCAUUGAGAGUCUCCAAGACAUCAGCAUCAUCUGUAGCAAAACGUCCAAUCCUUAUCUCAAGGUGGCCAAAACUGGGAAAUACCAUGUGGUGGCUUGUGACGAAUUGGCGGGAUACAUUUGGCGGAAUUCCAAGCAACCCGUGGAGCAGCACAUUCGUGCACCAGAGACGGCGGCAGUUAGCUAAGACUGUUCGGUCAGGCUGAUCAUGGCUUCUUGUCGAUUCGAGCGGUUAGUGACUGAAACAUGGCCAAGGAAGCUGAGGCCGACUCGAUCGACUAUCAAUAUCAUGCCCCUUUCUGAACAAGAAACGCUGCAUGAACGACAUUUACGUUAAAAGCACCACCUGCUUCCUACCAUCAAAAAGCCGAUUUACAACGAGAGAGGUUGUCAUCGCUGGACAGACAGGAAGCCAUCGCCGCUGUCACUGCUGCAGCAGAUGUGGCUUGUGAUAAGCUUAACAGGGCGCAGAGAAACGAAUGGCGCCCUGGCCCAUGGGUCCAUAGCAACAAAGCAACAAAGCAUCUUGACCUUGGGAUCUGGUGUCCCUUUCUGGGAGCUUUAAAUCAUUCCCCACAUUCGUGGUAGACUCUUUUCGCAACCCCGCAGAACGAAGCGUGAAGUGUGACCCGACCGGCAACAAGUAUCACACAUUUUGUAUGUUACGAUUCUCACCGGUCUCUGUGUAGGUAGUUGUAAGUCUACAUAAGUAAGGUGAUUAUACUCGCCGAGAACUUGAAGCUUUGCCGAGUUCAUCGAGGGGAUUGCUUAGCUUCUCGGUAGGCUUGCCGUCGUUAGGUACACAAGUACUACAGCAAAAAGCAGCGUUAUUAUGCGCGGCUAGGGAGGCUAGGGGCAUUAGGCUCCUCCCGC